This is a messenger RNA of Rosa rugosa (rugosa rose), 882 nucleotides long. RefSeq names its product transmembrane emp24 domain-containing protein p24beta3-like. The coding region runs from base 65 to 718 and encodes 217 amino acids. The transcript is spliced from 4 exons. Gene Ontology annotation, cellular component: Golgi apparatus; endoplasmic reticulum; endoplasmic reticulum-Golgi intermediate compartment. Lineage: Eukaryota; Viridiplantae; Streptophyta; Magnoliopsida; Rosales; Rosaceae. The record is from RefSeq and is a predicted model, not a curated record. Gene Ontology annotation, biological process: endoplasmic reticulum to Golgi vesicle-mediated transport; Golgi organization; intracellular protein transport.
GUCUUGUGCAUGUGUCUCUCUUGGAGAACCCAGAGAGGAAUGUUGAGAGCAAAUUAGGAUCAAAAUGGAGACGAGGAAGAGAUUUGAGCGUGCCAAAUUAUACGUAGCAUGCAGUUUUAUGUUGUGCCUUAUUGGCCAUAGGAAUGUUGCUGCUCUUUCGAUCACUGUGACUGAUGUGGAAUGCGUUUCGGAGCUAGUUUUGUACGAGGGAGACACCAUUUCUGGGAAUUUUGUUGCCAUUGAUCAUGAUAUCUUCUGGAGCCAUGAUCAUCCCGGUCUCGAAUUCAGCGUAACAUCUCCGGGAGGCAGUACAGUAUUUUCUCUCAAAGGAACAUCGGGCGAUAAGUUUGAACUCAAGGCGCCACAAGGCGGAAUCUACAAGUUCUGUUUCCGCAAUCCGGCUCAAACUCCGGAGACUGUGUCUUUCUACAUACAUGUUGGUCACAUUCCAACUGAGCAUGACUUGGCCCAAGAUGAACAUAUGGACCCUCUAAAUAUUAAGAUUGCCGAGCUGAGGGAGGCAUUGGAGUCUAUCAGAGCAGAGCAAAAGUACCUUAAAGCCCGGGAUGCAAGGCAUCGAUACACAAAUCAAAGCACCAAAAAACGUGUUAUCUACUUCACACUAGCAGAGUACAUUGUCUUUGCCGGUGCAAGUGCUCUUCAAGUGGUGUACAUCCGCAAUCUGUUCAGCAAGACGGUUGGCUACAACAGAGUUUGAACUUCCAUUUCCAUUCUCAAAUAAGGCAACUCUAGUAUACUGUUCUUCCUUGCACUCUAUGCUUAAUUCUUUGCUUGACAUCUACAUUUUUUUGUACCAAUACCAUAUCACGAGAUCUCGUAGUCCAUGAUGAAUUCGUUUUUGAGGAGUAGUUAGAUGAAGAA